This is a messenger RNA of Alternaria novae-zelandiae, 1560 nucleotides long. RefSeq lists its product as uncharacterized. Bases 1 to 1560 code for a protein of 519 amino acids. The record is from RefSeq and is a predicted model, not a curated record. Lineage: Eukaryota; Fungi; Ascomycota; Dothideomycetes; Pleosporales; Pleosporaceae. The transcript is spliced from 4 exons. Gene Ontology annotation, molecular function: heme binding; oxidoreductase activity, acting on paired donors, with incorporation or reduction of molecular oxygen; monooxygenase activity.
AUGUCUCUUCCCGCUCUGUGUCUGCUGGCGUACUUUGUGUACCUCCUCGCACGUGUCUUUUACCGCCUAUAUUGCCAUACACUAUCCCGCUUUCCUGGCCCCAGGAUCGCGGCAGCCACAAGCUGGUACGAGGGCUACUACGAGAUUGUCCACAAGGGACAGUACUCGAGGCAAAUCUCCAAGCUCCACGAUGUCUAUGGCCCUAUUGUAAGAGUGACGCCUGAUGAACUGCACAUACGAGACCCGUACUUUUACGACCAAGUCUACGCCAAGAACGUCCACCUCGACAAGGAGGGUUGGGACAAGAGGUUUGGGUGUGCAGGCGGCCUGCUGCCGACCGUCAACGCGGAGCAGCACAAGCGACGCCGUGCUGCGUUGGCUCCCAUGUUCUCACGCCGCUCAAUCCUCGACUUCAUACACAUCAUCCACCGCCAUGUCGACACCCUCUCCGUGCGCAUGCAAGAGUUUGAGGCUGAUGCAGAGCCGCUUAACUUAUCCCAUGCCUUCCCCGCCCUGACAGGCGACAUCAUCAUGGACUACUUCUUCGGCUUCAACUACAACCAGCUCAAGCAUCCUGAGUUCGAGUCAUUCCAUGAUGCAUUUAUUCGGGUUGGCGGUGUGGGUCACAUCGCCACGCAGUUUCCCAUGAUACUUCCCAUUCUCGAUUGUAUCCCUGACCGUAUCAGCGGCUGGCUGCAGCCAGCAGUGAAGCCAGUGCUCAAGUUCAAGCAGGAUAACCGGAAUCACAUUGCGCGCACCCUUAAGGGCGAAGACAUCAAAUCCAACGAUGCGAAGAAGACCAUCUUCCAAGAAAUUGUCGGCUCUAAGCUACCUGACUCUGACAAAACACAGAAGCGUCUCGAGGAUGAAGCGCAAAUCAUCAUCGGGGGCGGCGUAGAGACAACCGCCUUCUCCCUCUCCACAGCCGCGUUCCACAUCAUCAGCACCCCACGCAUCUACGAGCGCCUCCACAAAGAGCUCGUAGAAGCUUUUCCCAACAGAGACGACUUAGAUUUGGCCCCACUGGAGAAGAUGCCGUAUUUCAAAGCCAUCAUCAUGGAAACCGCGCGCAUGUCAUACGGCUUGAGUGCCCGAAAUCCCAGGACACACAAGACGCCUUUGCAGUACAAGGAGUGGGUUAUUCCCGCAUACUUGCAUAGUAAGUCAUUACCCUACUCAAUGAUCCAUCUCCCCAUCGCAUCCAAACUAACCCCACACCCACAGUCCAUGACCAUCCCCGAAGUCUCCCACGACGAAACUCUGUUCCCUUCUUCCCGCACCUUCAUCCCGGAGCGCUGGCUCAACGAUCCCAAGACCGCCGAUGGCAUUCCACUGGAGCGCUUCAUGGUUUCUUUUGGUCGCGGUACGCGCAAUUGUCUUGGUAUCAAUCUGGCAUAUGUGGAGCUGUACCUCACGCUGGGCAUGCUGUUCAGGAAUUACAAGUUUGAGCUUCAUGAGAGUGAUGUAAGCGAUGUGGAGUUGGGCCAUGAUUUCUUCAUUCCGGUUGCGAAGCUGGAUAGUAAGGGUUUGAGGGUUUUGGUUAGGAGCACGGAGGAUUGA